AUGAUGCUUACUCUAUUGAUAUCUGGGCCAAAACAACCCGGAAAUAACAUUGAUGUGUACUUGGAACCUCUUAUUGAUGAUUUGAACAUCCUAUGGGAACAAGGUGUGGAAGUGUUCGACUCUUAUCAUAAGGAAAAGUUCACUCUAAGAGCAAUGUUGUUUUGUACUAUCCAAGAUUAUCCAGCUUAUGGUAAUCUUUCGGGAUAUACAACGAAAGGAAAGGCUGCUUGUCCUAUAUGUGAGGACGGUUUGGAGGGAAUGUGGUUAACAGCAUCUGGAAAGAAUGUUUUCAAUGAUAAUCGUCAAUUUCUACCUUGUAAUCAUCAUUAUCGUAAGUUGAAAAAAACAUUUAAUGGCAAACAAUGUUUUUUGGGACGUCCUAAGAUUAAGAGUGGUGAGGAGGUGCUUCAAAAGAUUAAGGAUAUCCAUAUUACAUUUGGUAUGAAAAAUAAAAAGAAUCCUCUUCCUAAACAGGGAUACAAGAAGUGUCCAUAUUUUUGGCGCCUACCUUAUUGGAGAUUCCUCUUUGUCCGGCAUUCACUAGAUGUGAUGCAUAUCGAGAAGAAUGUAUGUGAUAGUUUGAUUAGUACAUUAUUGAAUGUCCCGGGGAAGACAAAAGACGGUGUUAAAGCUCGAGAUGAUUUGAAGGCAAUGGGGAUUAGAAGGGAACUACAUGUUGUUGAUGAUGGAACUCGGAAAUACUUACCUCCUGCAGCGUAUACGUUGUCAAGAAAAGAUAAGGAGUUUUGUGAGUGUUUAGCGGGUGUCAAAGUGCCAGAGGGUUAUUCGUCCAAUAUUCGGAACCUGGUGUCGAUGGAAACUCUGAAACUUGUGGGCCUUAAGUCCCAUGAUUGCCAUAUUUUGAUGCAGUAUUUGUUACCUGUGACUAUUCGUUCAAUUCUGCCUAAAAAAGUUAGAUACGCCAUUAUUAGACUGUGUCAUUUCUUCAAUGCGAUAUAUAGCAAAGUUAUUGACCCAGAAGAGUUGAGUGCGUUGGAGAAUGAUAUUGUUGUCGUGUUGUGCCAAUUGGAAAUGUACUUUCCUCCAUCAUUUUUCGACGUUAUGGUUCAUUUAACGAUUCACCUGGUGAGAGAGGUCAGAUUUUGUGGUCCAGUGUAUUUGAGAAAUCAAUAUCCCUUUGAAAGGCAAAUGAAAACAUAUAAGGGGUAUGUGAAAAAUCACCGUCGUCCGGAAGGUUGUAUCGCGGAGCGGGUUUUUUAUGAGAAUGCUAUAGAGUUUUGUGGACGUUUUGUGGGAUUGACAAAGACGAUAGGGCUCCCUACAUCUCGACAUAGUGCAAGAUUGGACGGAAAGGGGACCAUAGGUCAUAAACAACGUGACAUGUCUCAUGAUUCAUGGAACAUGGCACACACUUAUAUUCUUCAUAAUGAGUCAAAAGUCAUACCGUAUGUCAAACGCCACAUGUCUUAUUUAAGGGAACAACUCCCAAGAGUUAAUGCACAAAAGUUCCUUAACUGA
Beta vulgaris subsp. vulgaris (sugar beet) is the source of this 1479-nucleotide messenger RNA. RefSeq lists its product as uncharacterized. The transcript has a single exon. NCBI's taxonomy places the organism in Eukaryota, Viridiplantae, Streptophyta, Magnoliopsida, Caryophyllales, Amaranthaceae. The record is from RefSeq and is a predicted model, not a curated record. The coding region runs from base 1 to 1479 and encodes 492 amino acids.